This is a messenger RNA of Diospyros lotus (date-plum), 1388 nucleotides long. RefSeq lists its product as uncharacterized. The transcript is spliced from 9 exons. The coding region runs from base 407 to 1069 and encodes 220 amino acids. Gene Ontology annotation, molecular function: oxidoreductase activity. The record is from RefSeq and is a predicted model, not a curated record. NCBI's taxonomy places the organism in Eukaryota, Viridiplantae, Streptophyta, Magnoliopsida, Ericales, Ebenaceae.
UGGAUAGUGGUGGUGGUGGUGGUUGUUGCUGGGCAGCUUCGUUUCAUACAUUCGCAUCGCUUACACAUGCGUUUAGUCUCUCCUCCAAACUUCUCGAUUCCCGGAAAAUUUGCAGUAUGAGUAGGCUGAUGGAUACCUUUGGAAGUGGCAUGGGAUUGCCUUGCCAGGGAGUGGAGAGUUUUUGAGCUCCAAGGAACUGAAUAAAUGACGAAUCAGUGAUGGAUGAUAUUCUAAGAAGGCAGAAGAACCCUUCAUGUAGGAUACUUGUGCCUCAGAGGGUGAACUCGCAUUGAACAGUACUACUACUACAUAUCUGGUGCACUUCAUGGUGGAACAGGCAUAUACAACCAUUAUAGCCACUUAGCUGUUGCAAGCACUUAGAGAGAAUUGCAGAUACACCAGGUUCAUGGCUCAAGCAGUGGGUAACAAUGCUGAGAAGAAGCUUAUUCGAAUUGAUAUCAGCUCAGACACUGUAUGCCCAUGGUGUUUUGUGGGCAAAAGAAAUUUGGACAAAGCAGUAGAUUCGACAAAGGAUCAAUAUAAUUUUGAGAUUAGGUGGCACCCAUAUUUUCUUAAUCCUUCUGCCCCUAAAGAAGGCAUUGGCAAGCAAGAAUAUUAUGAGGAUAAAUUUGGAUUGCAGAAGGAACGCAUCUUUUCUCGGAUGACAGAGAUCUUCAGGAGUCUUGGACUGGAGUAUGACACUUCUGGUCUCACGGGAAAUACUAUGGACAGCCACAGGCUUAUAUAUUUUGCUGGCCAACAGGGUCUUGACAAGCAACAUAGUCUUGUGGAGGAGCUGUUCCUUGGCUACUUCGUGCAGGGAAAGUAUAUUGGUGACAGGGAAUUUCUCUUGGAAUGUGCAAGAAAGGUCGGAGUAGAAGGGGCAGCUGCGUUUCUUGAGGAUCUGAAUAACGGGUUACAGGAGGUUAAUGAGGAGGUCAAGAAGUACUCGGCCAAUGUCACGGGAGUCCCACAUUAUGUGAUUAAUGGGAAGGUGCAGCUUAGUGGUGGCCAACCGCCAAACAUCUUCUUGAGAGCUUUCCAAGCAGUUGCUAGUAGCAGUGCCUAGAAGCCAUCUUCUUAAGUCCAUUUCGAGUCCUGAACAGAGCAGUAAAGCUUACUGGACUACUCUGCUUCCUCUUGACAACAUAUAACACCUUGUUAUUUAAUGUAUCAUGUUAUUGUGGGUAUCUGGAAACAUGAAACUUCCUAUGGUGGAAGAAUGAUUAUUCUGGUGCAUAUGGUUUGGCUUUGUUAAUGAGUACAUAUAACACACAGAUUUGUAGAAAUGUUUGAUAUUCAUUACCAUUGGAGAUUUAUGGUAGUGUGUAACAAUGAUUGUCUGAUAGCUGUUUAAAAGUUUUUCUCUUGGGCUGUGUUCAUAAACA